AUGGCAUCAAACACUGGUCGUCAUCUAUCACCUAUGGACGCUACACCCCCUGAAAGACCCCAGAGUGGAUCAGAGUGUGCCCUUGAAAUGCUGCAACACAUCUUUGGCGACCAAAUACCGGACAACGAGUUAGUCGACUACAUUCGGAUUGUGGAGGACAACAUGAAAGCUUGCACAUUCUUGAAGUUAGCUCAAACCACUUCCCCAACCAUCGUUCAAAAGUGGCUUGCCAAGGAGGUCCUUGCCCGUGGAACCCCUUUUUAG
Puccinia graminis f. sp. tritici CRL 75-36-700-3 is the source of this 264-nucleotide messenger RNA. RefSeq lists its product as uncharacterized. NCBI's taxonomy places the organism in Eukaryota, Fungi, Basidiomycota, Pucciniomycetes, Pucciniales, Pucciniaceae. The transcript has a single exon. The coding region runs from base 1 to 264 and encodes 87 amino acids. The record is from RefSeq and is a predicted model, not a curated record.